This is a messenger RNA of Dentiscutata heterogama, 270 nucleotides long. The record is from the annotation of a GenBank genome assembly. Lineage: Eukaryota; Fungi; Glomeromycota; Glomeromycetes; Diversisporales; Gigasporaceae.
AUGACUAACUUACCUAACUAUCUAUAUUUACAAGUAGGAGCCAGGGUAGUGUUCUUAAACAACAAACUUUUUGAUGAUAGUACUAUUGGAAUCGUAACUAAGCUUAUUGAUAAUCAUAAUGUUGAAGUUACUUUUCCUACUUCUGAAGCCGCCUCAAGACAACAAUUUUCUCUCCAAAAUACGUUUACUCUUACCACUCACAAAGUACAGUGCUUAACCUUACCUCACGUCACUACUAGCACAGACGAAUCCGUAUUUGCUGAAGGAUAG